Molecule: messenger RNA, 21103 nt
Organism: Coregonus sp. 'balchen'
Lineage: Eukaryota; Metazoa; Chordata; Actinopteri; Salmoniformes; Salmonidae
Source: the annotation of a GenBank genome assembly
GUCAACCCGCUCUGGAACACCGAGCCCAAUUGAGGACUAGGAACAUACCAUACAUACACAAGGUAAGAAUAUGGAUGUCAAUACAUGUAACCACAUUGCCCUAUGUUUUCCAGAUUUCAGUUGGUAUUUAGGCUAUGCUAUAAGUGAUUGCAUUAGGCUACAACAUUUUGCUGAUUGUUUUCUGUAAAGCAAAAACAUACUUCCUUCACCAUGGAGUGGAGUUUAGUCCGCUAAAUAACAUUUGAUUUAAAGGAUUUCAGUUACUCUACUCAAGUGGAAGAUCAAAUAAAAUUUCAGUAAACAUUGAACGUUUUUUUUGUAUUGAAUUUUCCCAUGCUUUGCCUUUGUGCAUAGUUUAAAUCUGAAUGCAUAAUUAUAAUUAGCUCAUUAUAGCCGUUUCUCAUAGGUUGUAGUUUUGGAUGCUUGGAGGUGUUUUUAUCUUAUCUAUAGAUGAGAUUACAUAGUUUAGUUUAUACUUUAGUGUUUCCCUUAAUUUAUUUACUAGGAAUAUGGACCAAUUCAAUUACUAGAUUUGGUUUAAACCUACUGUAUGACCUAUGGAGAGCUGGGUUCAUUUUUUCUGUGUAUUUUAGUAUUUUAAAACACACAGCCCAAAACAAAUACUUUUAUUUGAGUAUUUGAAUGGUUAUUUGUAAAAAAAGUAUUUUCAAAUAAUAUUUUCAAAUACCUGGGUUAAAUGCAUGGGAAUGUAUUUUAGUCAGUGUAUUUGAGUAUUUUCCAAUACUUUCCAGGUGUAAUUUUCAAAUACAUUCCAAUAUUAAAAUGCUUGUCUUUUCAAAUAAAAAAUAUAUGAAUACUUACUUCGAAAUGUAUGUAAAAGUAAUUGAGAUAUUUGAACCCAGGUCUGGUCCUAUGGGGUUUUGGAUCAGUUAACGGUGUAAAUGGCAAGCGGAUAUUUACACUCUUGGUUCCUAUUGUGUAGGCUAGUUAUGCUCCAUUACCUGCCCAGUAGUAGCUCUCAUGUAUUUCAGGUCUAUGCCAUUCUUGUCACCUGAUGGUGGAUGUCUCCGCACCUUGGCACAUGUAGGCUAUGUAGGGAGUGACAGAGUGAGUGAGUCAGUCAAAAGGAAUUCACCUAUUAGUGCUUUCUCACUGCUCAAGUCAACUACUGCUGACCAUUCCCUGCCACAUCUCUCUCUCCCACAUUCCUCUCCCCUUCUAUCCCAAAUCUUUCACACCCACACUCAUCUCUCUUUCUCCAUCCCCCACCUCUCUCUCCAUCCCCCCACCUCUCUCUCCAUCCUCCCACCUCUCUCUCCAUCCUCCCACCUCUCUCUCCAUCCUCCCACCUCUCUCUCCAUCCUCCCACCUCUCUCUCCAUCCUCCCACCUCUCUCUCCAUCCCUCCACCUCUCUCUCCAUCCCUCCACCUCUCUCUCCAUCCCUCCACCUCUCUCUCCAUCCCUCCACCUCUCUCUCUAUAUAUCCCUCUUUCCACCUAAUACUCCCCUCACAUUCUGUUUCAUACCGUCAUCUCUCCCACCUCUCUCUCCAGUAUUAAAUCUCACUAUCCUUCUCUCUCUCAUUUCAUCAUCCAUCAAUUCUCUCAGUAAUCAACAGCUCCAGAAUGAGAUCAUUCUAAAACGUAUUGUUGCAAUAGUUGUAACAAGUGAAGCAGUUGUGAAUCAGUGUUAUUUCAGAUAACAAAUGACAGAGAUUACACUGAGAAAAUGUUUCUUGGAAUGUGGUUUCCUAGAGGUAUUUAUGUGUGUGUGUGUUGGUUCCACCCUGUGCCUGACUAGCCCUGUAUAGAAUUGUAGGCUUUAAGCAACUCGCUUAACUUGGGAAUUCCUCUGGACAGCAUCUCUCAGUACUACAGCACACUCUUAGUGUCCUCGGAUACACUGUGAAUGAACGAGACAAUCAUGAAGUGGCUCACAUGCACCACCAUCAGGACAGGGUCCCUUCCAGGAACCGGCUGACGAUUAAGGGGCUGCAUAGUAGUCCAAACUCGGCUAUGUUGCUUAGUAACAAGUUGAUCCCAGAUCAUUGCUUACGGAUCAGUGCAUUUAGUGCAUUCCUUGCUGUGAGUGAGUAUUGUAGUGUGUUGUGUCACCAGGCAUUGUGUGGCGGCUGGGCUGGCUGGUGGCUCAGGCCAGGGGGCCUCUCAGUGCUUUGGCUGACCUGUCUGAUUCACAAGUCAUGAGUGACUGGCCUUCUGUGGUCACCGGUCAGCCAGUCUGUCUGGUCAUAGACUGCUAAGUUUAGUGGGUUACAUUUGUUAGACAGUGGGUGCUCUAUUCGAUAUGUCUAAUUUUAAAAUGUGAUCUGAUUGCUCUUUAUGUAUUAUCUCUCUGUCUAUCCAUCCAUUUGUCCAUCCCUCCCUCCCUAUUUCCUCAACCCUUUCUCUCUGCAGCCUAAGGUUGAUGACUCAACUAUUCUCUCCAUAAAGCUACCUGCGGUCGACUCACUCACUACCCUGCGGACUUCAGGGGUUUGCUUUUUCCUCUUUCUAUUCUGUUACUUUGUCACUUUUCCCUCAUUUUCUCCACCCCUUUUUCUCUUAUGUCGCUCCUUUCUCUUUCUCCUCAAUCUCUUUUUCUUCUCAUCUAUGUUCUCUCCCUCUUCUCUCUCUCUCUCUCUAAAUCGUAAUGUUUUUCUGCGGCUACAUUCAGUCUCUCUGAUGAACAGAGCAGGUGUUAUACCAUGGCUGCAUCCCAAAUUGUACCCUAUUUCCUAUUUAGUGCACUACUUUUGACCAGAGUGCACUAAAUAGGGAAUAGGGUGCCAUUUGGCACACAGACCAUUUGUAGAGUGGGCAUGAAAGACCACAAUGCCCCCUCUGUACCAGACCCCCACACCAGACCCCCUUUAGAGGGGUUUAGAUAAGACCCCGGUAUAGCAGGCAUAGCUCCAGCCAAGUAGCUUACCAUACCUAAGUAACACAGUGUCAUGACAGUGUUAGGUCAGUUGUCAUAGGCAGACAUCAGCUUUCAUGACAUGUGUUAUAUCAUUAUUACGACACAGUUAGUAACUUAGUAUAGUCCUUAUGAUAGUGUGGGCAUAACAUAUCCAGUGUCUCUUCCCCAAAAAGUAAUGAGGAGACAUGGAAAAUAAGGCUAUUUUAGAGUAUUGGAACCAAACCUAGGAAGAGAAUGAAAGGAAGAUAAUUAGCUAGAACAAAACCAUAGGUGUGUAGCAUGCUAGGUAACACUGGUUCAAUGUGAUGCUAAUCAGAUCACUCCUAUGGCUGCCUGGUUUCCCUCAGUGAAGAGUAAACUCUGUUAUAACUGUGUUAAGUGCAUGCCAUCAUGGCAAAUAUGCAUGCACAGUCGCAUACACACACAGCUCCCUCUGUCUACAGCUGUUUUCUUCUUUUUAAAUCAAUUCAUUAAGCUUUAUUGGUAUAGAAAGUGAGGGAACUUACAUUGCCAAAUAAUAUUUUACCAACAGCAACAUCAGUACUAAUGUUUAACUGCACACUUUAAAGUUGUUUCCAUAUGUUAGUUCUUAUCCUUGCUCUAGCAGCUGUAUUUCAAAACAUCCUUAUUCAGUUUGAUGAUCAUCUUGAUUUUUGACUAGAGUACUGCGUACUGCUGUGCUGAGUUAAGUAUAACACUAACCUCUGACUCUAACACCUACGCCUUACUUUCCUAUAUCCCUUGAGAGGUGAAAUGGCUGCUGUCUGAUUCUCUACCUGCUGAAGCAUUCCUGUGGUCACUGGUUAGCACGUCACACAUCCUUACUGUACAGGUCAGCUAGCUAGACUCGUCACUCAGACUGACAGGGGGAGUAGGAGCUGUGCUCAGCACUUCGAGACAAUUAUGUUAGCGUAAUCAGAAUCAGAAUCACCAUUAUUCGCCAAGUCUGCUGCAUGACUGAACACUGAUAGGAAAUGAAGCUAGGGAGUUACCUGCCUCAUUCACAGUACUGAUGUGGUUGUUGUGUGGGAGUUUGAUUAGUUUGUGUGUCUGAAUAUUAGCCUAGUGUUCUGGUAUGAGGCUGAUGCUGUUGAUAGUCUAUAACUGACUAAACUCCAACAGCAGGUUUCAACAGCCUCUCAUUCACAUCAACACUCAGACUUGAUCUACUAAGAGAGCAGAGUUUCCUCUGGCCCUCAUGGGUUUGAAGGGAAUACAGUGCUAUGAAAAAGUAUUUGCCCUCUUUCUAAUUUUCUCUACUUUUGCAUAUUUGUGAUACUGAAUGUUAUCAGAUCUUCAACCAAAACCUAAUAUUAGAUAAAGGGAACAUAAGUGAACAAAUAACACAACAAUUACAUAUUUCUUUCUUUAUUUCAUAAAUAAAGUUAUGCAACACCCAAUUCCCCUGUGUGAAAAAGUAAUUGCCCCCUUCCACUCAAUAACUGGUUGUGCCAUCUUUAGCUGCAAUGACUCCAACCAAAUGCUUCCUGUAGUUCUUGAUCAGUCUCUCACGUCGCUGUGGAGGAAUUUUGGCCCACUCUUCCAUGCAGAACUGCUUUAACUCAGUGACGUGUGGGUUUUCAAGCAUUAACUGCUCGUUUCAAGUCCUGCCACAACAACUCAAUUGGGAUUAGGUCUGGACUUUGACUAGGCCAUUCCAAAACGUCCAAUUAGUUGCUUUUUAGCAAUUUCCAUGUAGACUUGAUUGUGUGUUUUGGAUCAUUGUCUUUCUGCAUGACCCAGCUGCGUUUCAGCUUCAGCUCACAGACGGAUGGUCUGACAUUCUCCUGUAGAAUUCUCUGAUACAGAGCAGAAUUCAUGGUUCCUUCUAUUAAGGCAAGUCGUCCAGGUCCUGAGGCAGAAAAGCAUCCCCAAACCAUCACACCACCACCACCAUGCUUGACCUUUGGUAAGAUGUUCUUACUGUGGAAUGCAGUGUUUGGUUUUCACCAGGCAUAAUGGGACCCAUCUCGUCCAAAAGGUUGACUCAAGUUUGCCAAAAAGCACCUGGAUGAUCGUCAAGACUCUUGGAAGAACGUUCUAUGGACAGAUGAUUCAAAAGUAUACGUUUUUGGACGACAUGGUUCCAGUAAUGCCUGGCGAAAACCAAACUCUGCAUUCCACAGUAAGAACAUCAUACCAAAGGUCAAGCGUGGUGGUGUUGUGAUGGUUUGGGGAUGCUUUGCUGCCUCAGGACCUGGACGACUUGCCUUAAUAGAAGGAACCAUGAAUUCUGCUCUGUAUCAGAGAAUUCUACAGGAGAAUGUCAGACCAUCCGUCUGUGAGCUGAAUCUGAAGCGCAGCUGGGUCAUGCAGCAAGACAAUGAUCCAAAACACACAAUCAAGUCUACAUGAAAAUAGCUAAAAAACAACAAAUUGGAAGUUUUGGAAUGGCCUAGUCAAAGUCCAGACCUAAUCCCAAUUGAGUUGUUGUGGCAGGACUUGAAACGAGCAGUUCAUGCUUGAAAACCCACACGUCACUGAGUUAAAGCAGUUCUGCAUGGAAGAGUUGGCCAAAAUUCCUCCACAGCGACGUGAGAGACUGAUCAAGAACUACAGGAAGUAUUUGGUUGGAGUCAUUGCAGCUAAAGGUGGCACAACCAGUUAUUGAGUGUUGGGGCAGUUACUUUUUCACACAGGGGAAUUGGGUGUUGCAUAACUUUGUUUAUGAAAUAAAUGAAAUAAAUAUGUAAUUGUUGUGUUAUUUCUUCACUUAUGUUCCCUUUAUCUAAUAUUAGGUUUUGGUUGAAGAUCUGAUAACAUUCAGUAUCACAAAUAUGCAAAAGUAGAGAAAAUUAGACAGGGGGCAAAUACUUUUUCAUAGCACUGUAUAUGGUCAUUCAAUUUUCAAAAGAAACCACUAACUAACUGGGUGGGACAGACAAUUUCCUCCUAAUCCGUGCUAGGGAAUGAGUUAAACUCUCAACGACUAAAAACGAGAGGAAAAAAAUGCUGAUUUUUUCCUUUUAAUCUUGUAAAUUGCUACCAACAAAAUAGGGAUCUGUGUGUGUGUGUGUGUGUGUGUGUGUGUGUGUGUGUUAGCAUGUGUGUGUGUUGGAUCUUGUAAGAACUGGUUUAGUAGGAUCGUUGCCAGGCCACAAACCAGUCCUACACAGACACACUGCAUUGUGGGAUUAUCAGACAGCAUUUGAUAAUCAUGUGGUGUCUGAGGCAGCCUCGCUUUGUGACGGGCACCCACGUGUGUGUGUAAAAGAUGGGCACUAAGCAUGUGUGUGGGUCUGGACAUGGGGACUACACUCUUAGAAAAAAAUUGUGCUAUCUACAUUUUAGUCAUUUAGCAGACGCUCUUAUCCAGAGCAACUUACAGUUAGUGAGUGCAUACAUUAUUUUUCAUACUGGCCCCCCGUGGGAAUCGAACCCACAACCCUGGCAUUGCAAACACCAUGCUCUACCAACUGAGCUACCUCCCUGCCAGCCAGCCAGCCAGCCAGCCAUUCCCUCCCCUACCCUGGACCAAUUGUGCACCACCCCAUGGGUCUCCCGGUCGCGGCCGGCUACAACAGAGCCUGGAUUUGAACCAGGAGUUCUAGUGGCACAGCUAGCACUGCGAUGCAGUGCCUUAGACCACUGCGCCACUCGGGAGUUAUCUAGUUAUCUAGAACCUAAAAUGGUUCUUUCGGCUGUCCCAAUAAGAGAACCCUUUGAAUAACUAUUUUUGGCUACAGGUAGAACCCUUUUGGUUCCAUGUAAAACCCUUUCCACUGAGGGUUCUACAUUGAACCCAAAAGUUCUACCUGGAACCCAAAAUAUGGUUAUACCUGGAAACGAAAAGGGUUCUCCUAUGGGGACAGCCGAAUAACCCUUUUGGAACUAUUUGUGUGACAGAUAAACCACGAAAGUGAGACACACAGGCUCAAUGUUAGCAGGAAACAUAUGGCCUGGUCUGAUAGACUAGAGGGAGGGACGGUAGGAAACAGAGAACAGAACACAGCGGAACGUCUGCACAAAGGAAAGUGAGAGGAAACCCAGCUAGAGAAACUUAUGCUCUGCAAGAGAGGCUCAGCUAGGGUAUAGAAAACACAGCCUGCAUACACCUGGGGGUUUCCUCCAGCUGAGAAACACCUGGCUUGAAAGGGAUAUGUAACCUUCUCUGUUUGUGUACAGUAUGUGUGUGUUGCGUGUGUGAGUUCCACAAGUACAGUCCUGCAGAGUCAUUCCAGUGAAAGACUCAGGGAGUCUUUCUUCCAGGAACAUCUUGUCUUUGUGUCUUGUGAGUUGAUUAGCUUCAGGUUCCUGAGCAGUGUGUGUGUUUGCCAGCGUAGCAGUUUGACCUCACUUCUAUCAAAACAACAGGGCUAUUAGCCCAGUCAGACAUACAGGAAGAGUCAGACAACCGCCAGCUGGCUGCGGUGUGUGUGUGGGGGCCAGUAUGAAAAAUGUAUGCACUCACUAAUUGUAAGUCGCUCUGGAUAAGAGCGUCUGCUAAAUAACUAAAAUGUCAACAACAAAAAAUGUGUGUGUGCGUCUGAAGGUCAGGUUUAUAUGUUGGUCUUGGUCCCAUGCAAUGACCACAGUGCUGGAGUCUUCUUCAGUUUAUUUUCACUCUUUCCAUCUUUCUUGAAAUUCCUAGGUUUUUCUCUUUUGUCUUGCUCCUCUGUCUUCCCACGUCUCUCUAAGGUUGAGUCAUGAUUAGUCACAGUUGACAGAGAGGCAAUGGGGCCUAACAGGGUUUUGCAGUGCAUCUCCAGUCUGACAUAUAUGUUUACAGAGAGAAGUAGAUUCAUUCACAUUUCAUUCCAAUGUUUAUUUUAUUGCAAUAACUGUGAUAUGUGGUUGUCUUACCUUCCCUAGUUGAAUGUACUUACUGUAUUGCGCUCUGGAUAAGAGAAUCUUCGAAAUUACCUAAAUGUAAAAUUCCAUUAAAUAAUAAUAUGACAUUUAGCAGACGCUUUUAUCCAAAGCGACUUACAGUCAUGCGUGCAUACAUUUUUAUUGUGUAUGGGUGGUCCCGGGGAUCGAACCCACUACCUUGGCGUAACAAGCGCCGUGCUCUACCAGCUGAGCUACAGAGGACCAUUAGCAGACACUCUUAUCCAGAGCAACCUACAGUAUUGCCAAAUAGCACAAUCAUCUCACCUCCACCAUCACAACACAUUUAAAAAUACAAAAGUUAUAAAUGUCAGAUUAAACUAAGCGUGUUGUGUGGUUACAAAACGUAAAAAGCUCUGCACUCUAGUCUUUGUAGUUGCUAGUGCAAACAGCCUUUUUGGAAAGCCAACUUAGUGGAGUCAAACUUUGUAAAGUUGCCGUUCAUUUCCCCCCUCUUCUCCUCUCAUCUCUCUGUAUUGUCGUGAGUCAUUCUACCCGCCCUACAUCUGCUCGACUCUUUAGGAACCGCUUCCAUACUGCCUUUGCUUGGAAUGUUGCGAGAGUGCUUUAGCAAUAUUUUGUGAGCUCACACACUCAUAUACACGCAUACACAGCUCUUCAGACUUCCCCUUGCGUGUCCAGCUGUGUUUGUUGUUUGACACUGUUCUUUGUUCCUUAGGACUAAGGGCUAUGGUCUCUGUUAGACACUCAUUCACUGGAGGGAGAGAGAAAGAGUGAAGAUGGUCUCUAUCCUGUUUAACCCAGAGGGAGCACAAUUUUAUAAACACAGCGGACAAUGGUUAUGAGUAGGGAGGUGAGACAGGGACAGAGGCAGGGACAGAGGACAGGGGGAAGGGUACAGGAGGUAGUGGCAGAGGGACAAAGGAAACAGGUUAUGGAUCACACUACAGGAUACAUUUUCUGUCAUCAUUUACUUAUGUUUGUUUUAUGUUUUAUGUUUGUUUCAAUUUAUUUUCCAGCAGAAAAGAUCCAGACACGACCAUGGCCAGAGUAUUGGGACUUCUGCUCUUCCUGUCAGCUCUCUGCUGCUCCCUAGCGGACAAAGUAGGUGCCACACCCACUGCACUGACCACAGCUAUUUUAUUUUUAUUUUAUUUCACCUUUAUUUAACCAGGUAAACCAGUUGAGAACAAGUUCUCAUUUACAACUGCGACCUGGCCAAGAUAAAGCAAAGCAGUGCGAUAAAAAACAACAACACAGAGUUACAUAUGGGGUAAAACAAAACAAAGUCAAAAAUACAGAAACAGAAAUACAUAUAUAUAUACAGUGUGUGCAAAUUUAGCAAGUUAUGGAGGUAAGGCAAUAAAAUAGGCUAUAGUGCAAAAUAAUUACAAUUUAGUAUUAACACUGGAAUGAUGUGCAAGAGAUGAUGUGCAAAUAGAGAUACUGGGGUACAAAUGAGCAAAUAAAUAACAAUAUAGGGAUGAGGUAGUUGGGCGGGCUAAUUUCAGAUGGGCUGUGUACAGGUGCAGUGAUCGGUAAGGUGCUCUGACAACUGAUGCUUAAAGUUAGUGAGGGAGAUAAGUGUCUCCAGCUUCAGAGAUUUUUGCAAUUUGUUCCAGUCAUUGGCAGCAGUGAACUGGAAGGAAUUGCGGCCAAAGGAGGUGUUGGCUUUGGGGAUGACCAGUGAGAUAUACCCGCUGGAGCGCAGACUACGGGUGGGUGUUGCUAUGGUGACCAAUGAGCUAAGAUAAGGCGGGGAUUUGCCUAGCAGUGAUUUAUAGAUGGCCUGGAGCCAGUGGGUUUGGCGACAAAUAUGUAGUGAGGACCAGCCACCAAGAGCGUACAGGUCACAGUGGUGGGUAUUAUAUGGGGCUUUGGAGACAAAACGGAUGGCACUGUGAUAGACAACAUCCAAUUUGCUGAGUAGAGUGUUGGAGGCUAUUUUGUAAAUGACAUCGCCGAAGUCAAGGAUCGGUAGGAUAGUCAGUUUUACGAGGGCAUGUUUGGCAGCAUGAGUGAAGGAGGCUUUGUUGCGAAAUAGGAAACCGAUUCUAGAUUUAACUUUGGAUUGGAGAUUCUUAAUGUGAGUCUGGAAGGAGAGUUUACAGUCUAACCAGACACCUAGGUAUUUGUAGUUGUCCACAUACUCUAGGUCAGACCCGUCGAGAGUAGUGAUUCUAGUCGGGUGGGCGGGUGCCAGCAGCGUUCGAUUGAAGAGCAUGCAUUUAGUUUUACUAGUGUUUAAGAGCAGUUGGAGGCUACUGAAGGAGUGUUGUAUGGCAUUGAAGCUCGUUUGGAGGUUUGUUAACACAGUGUCCAAUGAAGGGCCAGAUGUAUACAAAAUGGUGUCGUCUGCGUAGAGGUGGAUCUGAGAGUCACCAGCAGCAAGAGCGACGUCAUUGAUAUACACAGAGAAAAGAGUUGGCCCAAGAAUUGAACCCUGUGGCACCCCCAUAGAGACUGCCAUAGGUCCAGACAACAGGCCCUCCGAUUUGACACAUUGAACUCUAUCUGAGAAGUAGUUGGUGAACCAGGCGAGGCAGUCAUUUGAGAAACCAAGGCUAUUUAGUCUGCCAAUAAGAAUGCGGUGGUUGACAGAGUCGAAAGCCUUGGCCAGGUCAAUGAAAACGGCUGCACAGUACUGUCUAUUAUCGAUCGCGGUUAUAAUAUCGUUUAGGACCUUGAGCGUGGCUGAAGUGCACCCAUGACCAGCUCGGAAACCGGAUUGCAUAGCGGAGAAGGUACGGUGGGAUUCGAAAUGGUCGGUGAUCUGUUUGUUGACUUGGCUUUCAAAAACUUUUGAAAGGCAGGGCAGGAUGGAUAUGGGUCUGUAACAGUUUGGAUCUAGAGUGUCACCCCCUUUGAAGAGGGGGAUGACCGCGGCAGCUUUCCAAUCUCUGGGGAUCUCAGACGUUACGAAAGAGAGGUUGAACAGGCUAGUAAUAGGGGUUGCGACAAUUUCGGCGGCUAGUUUUAGAAAGAAAGGGUCCAGAUUGUCUAGCCCAGAUGAUUUGUAGGGGUCCAGAUUUUGCAGCUCUUUUAGAACAUCAGCUGUCUGGAUUUGUGUGAAGGAGAAGCGAGGUUGGCAUGGGUAAGUUGCAGCGGAGGGUGCAGAGCUGGUGGCCGGGGUAGUGGUAGCCAGGUGGAAAGCAUGGCCAGCCGUAGCAAAAUGCUUGUUGAAAUUCUCGAUUAUUGUAGAUUUAUCGGUGGUGAUAGUGUUUCCUAGCCUCAGUGCAGUGGGCAGCUGGGAGGAAGUGCUCUUAUUUUCCAUGGACUUUACAGUGUCCCAAAACUUUUUGGAGUGCUACAGGAUGCAAAUUUCUGUUUGAAAAAGUUAGCCUUUGCUUUCCUAACUGCUUGUGUAUAUCGGUUCCUAACUUCCCUGAAAAGUUGCAUAUCGCGGGGGCUAUUUGAAGCUAAUGCAGUACGCCACAGGAUGUUUUUGUGCUGGUCAAGGGCAGUCAAGUCUGAGGAGAACCAGGGGCUAUAUCUGUUCUUAGUUCUGUAUUUCUUGAAUGGGGCAUGUCUAUUUAAGAUUGAGAGGAAAUUACUUUUAAAGAACAACCAGGCAUCCUCUACUGACGGAAUGAGAUCUAUAUCCAUCCAGGAUACCUGGGCCAGGUCAAUUAGGAAGGCCUGCUCGCUGAAGUGUUUUUGGGAGCGUUUGACAGUGAUGAGGGGUGGUCGUUUGACCGCGGACCCGUUACGGACGCAGGCAAUAAGGCAGUGAUCGCUGAGAUCCUGGUUGAAGACAGCGGAGGUGUAUUUAGAGGGUAAGUUAGUCAGGAUGAUAUCUAUGAGGGUACCCAUGUUUACGGAUUUAGGGUUGUACCUGGUAGGUUCGUUGAUAAUUUGUGUUAGAUUGAGGGCAUCUAGUUUAGAUUGUAGGAUGGCCGGGGUGUUAAGCAUAUCCCAAUUUAGGUCACCAAGCAGUACGAACUCUGAUAGAAGUUGCAGAUAGAAGUUGCCCUGUGGUGCAGAUCUAGGAUCAGCUUAACCUUGCAAAAUGCAUGAGGUGGAAAUUGCUAAACUGACCUUAGAUCCGAGUCUAGCGUUAACUUCAUCACUACUAUUGCCAUGCAGACAGUGUGUUUUGUUGGUACUGUGGAGCUUUGAGCUCACUUCUCUUACCUCUCCCGUGGCAGAUUGAGCUUCGUCGCACGAAGAGAGGCACACGCUACUAUAAAGGUGAGCUUGGAUCGCCCGCUCUGCCCUCUACAACUGGAUCCCUCUACCCUCACCCUCUGACUCCCCACGUCUGUCCCUCUCUCCACACUAGUCAUGUGUUAGCUACAAUCAAUCAUUUGUUUGUGUGUCACUUACACCUUGUCUUUGAAUGUUACUGUCUCUCCUCUUGUAGUAAAUGACUCAUGUGUCUGUGUCUCUCUGUCUGUGUCUCUAUGUCUGUGUGUCUUUGUCUCUGUCCCUGUGCGUGUGUGUGUCUGUCUCUGUGUGUGUCUGUGUCUGUGUAUGUGUGUGUGUCUCAGCGCGUUGUGUGGAUGGCCAGUCAGCUGCGGUGCGUGGUUAUGGGGAUACAUGGAUGAGAUGGAGGGGACAGCGUGCGGAGUACUGCCGCUGUGCAUCACAAGGACAAGAGCGCUGUCACUAUGUGCCCGUCAUCAGUGAGUGGAAAGACACACACACUUACACAUAGAUAUAGAUACAGACCAACACACACACGCUCACAAACCCCCACACAGUCUAGGCCGGCAGAGUUACUACACUGUUCAGCCUUUCAUUUCUGCCUGUGUAUGUAUCUUGUUCUCUUUUCCAGUCUUUAUUUUCCACUGUUUGUCUUUGUUGGAUCAACAGAACCCCCAUCCCCCUCCCUCUGUCUGCCUGCCCCCAUCUCUCCACUCUCUAUUUACAGUACCUCUCUCUUCUGUUCCCUUACUUCCUCCACAAUGGAGAGUGGUUGGUGUCAUGGAGAGAGAGGGUGUAGUCUAGGAUGGAGAGUCAUUAGAACACCCACCCAUUGUGACUUUCACUAUGUAUAAACGCUGUUGGCACAAACCCUCCCAUAAGCACGUCCCUUCACCCCCACUGAACAACGCUAUGAGGCAUGACCACCCCUCUGAUGACAGACUAAUCACUACCACAUUCUCAGCCUGUGUGAGGUUGUACGCUGUCAACAAAGAAAUUGGAUGUUGAAGCUUUUCUGACAAAUGGAAAUGAUGAGAAUUUGUGAUGUAAAAGAGGCUAUGAUAUUUGUUAUUAGAGGUGGGCACUUCGUCUGCGCUGUAGCAAAUAUUGUUGUUAGAGAAAGAAAAUAAAUAAAUCCAAUAUGUCUAACCAUCACUCUCUACAUCCCUAUCUCCCUCCCUCCGUCCCUGUAGCCUGCUAUCAGUCAAGGUGCUACAACGGGGGAACCUGUAAGGAGGCGGUCUACUCCUCUGACUAUCUGUGCCAGUGUCCACCAGGCUUCACAGGAGCCCAGUGUGAGAUCAGUAAGUAGAACACAUUCAGAGAUCACACUACACUACACUGUCAAUAAAUACUACUGGGCCUAUAUACUACUGAAAAACAAGGACAAGGGGAUAUGACAAGUUUCCAUUCUAUCCCCCAGUCUUUAUAUAGAUUAAUUUAGCACAAUAUGCUCCUCACACUCUUCAACUUAUCCCUUGACUUAGAACUCUCCUAGUCACAGGCUGAGCUACAUUUAGUAUCUGCAAGUUCCUAAGUGGAAUAACACAACCUUAACCCCGGGCUAAUUUGGCUGUGCCCUUCUGCGCUGCUAUUGAGUCUUAUCUAGUACUAUCUAGUAGUAAUCUUGGUUACCAUCAUCAUUAGGCCAGCAGACACAGAAGGGUAGAAUGCAAUCCUGCUACAAUGACUCAUAGAGGUUAUGGAGUUGUGGUCUGUGGGCCAGCCGGGGAAAAAAUCGGAAACUCCAUGGAACUCAGUGGUUUGCUGACAUAAAUCAGUUAGUUUUAUUAUAUUUGGAGGCCGUUGUAGACACCCUACCCACUCAACAUUCAACAUGUAAAUUCGAAAUCACAUGUUGACGGUCUAAUGAGUGAGUUCACAGCCAAAUGAGUGAGCCCAGAGUCAUAUUAUGUGAUGUCAUCUAUCAGCAUCAUCAUUCACCAAUGGUCAUUUGUUGAAACCACAGCGGCCUAACUCUCUCCACAUGUGACUCUGAGUGAGCCUAACCAGAGCCGUAUACUCUCUAAAUGAGUUUAAUCAAUACUCAUGCGUGUGUCAUUUCAUAGAUACCAUAAGAUCAGGGAGCCAAAACACAGAAGAGAUGUGUGAGUGAGUCCAUAGUAAUGUAACCAGGAUGCAUGACGAUAGGAGGAUGCCAUAAAGGAAAGCUAGACAGACACACAGAGAGGCUAUCAGAUCAACAUGGUUAUGAUGUGGUUCCUCAUGGAUACCAAUGACGGUGUCCAAAAUGGCACCCUAUUCCCAACAUAGUGCUCUACUUUGUACCAGAAUCCUAUGUGCCCUGGUCAAAAGUAGUGCACUAUAAAGGAAAUGGGGUACCAUUUGGGACAUAGCCUACGUGUUUGGAUGGCUGGAUUGUAUAGACUCAUUUCUCUCCCUCUCCACAGACACCAAUGAGAAGUGUGUGGUGGGCCAGGGUAAAGGCUAUCGUGGUACGUGGAGUACCAGUCGGAUCGGCUCAGAAUGUAUCAACUGGAACUCUACAAACCUCAGAGGGAAGAAGUUCACCGCCAAGAGACCAGAGGCUAACAGCCUAGGGCUGGGCAACCACAACUUCUGCAGGUACACACACACACACAAACACACACACACACACACACAAACACACACACACACAUACACACAACAAUCAAGCCCUCUAGAUCAAUUUUCCCCUCCCCUGUUCUCUCUCUCUCUCUCAGGAAUCCAGACAAUGAUACUAAGCCAUGGUGUUAUGUCUACAAGGGAACCCAGAUAGCCUGGGAGUUCUGUACUCUCUCCAGCUGCCCAGCAGGUAAUAACAUGAUCAACUAUGAUAGCAUUAUAGUAUACCGGUAUUUGGUUAUAUUGUUGCCAUGGCAAACUAUAACAAGUUGGCAAAAUCAGAAACAGAUUGGCACCAAGGUUGCUUUACUGACAAUGUGGUCACAGAGUAAAUUAAAUCUGAGUUCACCUGCACCUCACCCGGUGUGUUUUUCCAGACCAGAGCCCAGUGGAGUGUGUGCAGGGCUCAGGGCAGACGUACAGGGGGACGGCGGCCGUCACUAAGAGGGGCUCCAGCUGUCUUCCCUGGGACUCACCACUCAUCACCCGCAAGUUCUACAACGCAUGGAGGUCUGACACCAGACAGCUGGGGCUGGGGAGUCACAACUUCUGCAGGUAAGAUCAUAAAUGUACACAAACUCUCUUUCUCACACACAUAUACACCACAGGAGGUUGGUGGCACCUUAAUUGGGGAGGAUGGGCUCGUGGUAAUGGCUGGAGCGGAAUUAGUGGAAUGGUCUCAAAUACAUCAAACACAUGGUUACCAUUAGCACCGUAUUAUGAGCCGUCCUCCCCUCAGCAGCAUAUAUACACACACACACAGCCACACUUAUACACUCUGUCUCUCUUACAGGAACCCAGACGGUGAUCUCGGCCCCUGGUGUCACGUCUACAGGAACAUGAAGCUGACCUGGGAACUCUGCGACAUCACCAAAUGCCGUGAGUAUCCCUGUUACCAUGACUACUGUCCAGGAAUAUCGGCCACAGUACGCAUCAUCGUCCUCUCAUGUGCCGGUCCAAUGGCCACUGUCUUUUCUGCCAAGUAUUGUCAUCAUCAUCAUUACCUACAGUAGCUUACUGUAAUGCAUGUGAUGACUAAGAAGACAAUGAGUAAAAUGUCUGUCAGGAUUGUAGUGAAAUGUGUAGGAGGCUAAAUUGAGUACAUUUGCAACUGUAGUCACACUGUAUGAGUACUUGAGUAACUGUUGUUUGUUCUUUAGCGAGGAGACCAACCACCAUUACUACUCUAGGCCCCAAGGCUCCCACCAGCAACAACAACAACAGAGGUACGACAGCCACAAAAUAACACAUCCAAUUCACCUCUACACUCGUCUCACAGCGUUUCUCCUCCUCCUCCACACCUCCCACUCUCCUUCUAUUCCUCCUCCACACCUCCGCCCCUCUUUUUCUCUUCCUCGUCCCCACCUCCUCCUCUCUCCUUCUCUUCUUCUUCCACACCUCCUCUCUCCUUCUCUUCUUCUUCCACACCUCCUCCUCUCUCCUUCUCUUCUUCUUCCACACCUCCUCCUCUCUCCUUCUCUUCCUCGUCUCCACCUCCUCCUCUCUCCUUUUCUUCUUCUUCCAUACCUCCUCCCGUCUCCUUCCCAUGAAUGUUGAGGUUUUUAAAUCUACAAACAGAAAACAAAAUCUAAUAUAAAGACCGUCCCCCGCGGUAGGUACCUGUGGCCAGCGUGCUGACAACAAUCGGAGUCUCCCCUCCUUCCGUAUCCUGGGAGGAGCCCGGGAGAGUGACAUCACAGAGCAGCCGUGGCAGGCAGCCAUCAACGUGUACCGGCCCAGAAACAAGGCACACUUAUUCCUGUGUGGAGGGGUCCUUAUAGACUCCUGCUGGGUCCUCUCUGCUGCACACUGCUUCGAGGACGGGUAUGUCUAGUACACACAUACAUGCACACAUUCACACACAUACACACGCAUCCACGCACACAGUGCACACACACACACAAGUGUAACUCAGUGAUCUGCUGUCUCCGUCAGGUUUAAACCAGAGCGGCUGCAGGUGGUUCUAGGCAGGACGUUUCGUAAGAACUCCUCCAGCAGUGAGCAGAUCUUUGAGGUGGAGAAGUACUGGAGCCACGAGAAAUACAACAAGGAAACCUUUGACAACGACAUUGGUGAGCCAAUGCAAUGUUAAAGGCCCAGUGCAGUCAAAAUUCAUUUUUUCCUGUGUUUUGUAUUGUACGAAAGCUGAUGAAACAACAUUUUAUUAGUGUUAUUUCCUGAUAGUUGCUGGUUGAAAAUACCAUUUAUAUAGGACCUUCUAAUCAGCCUGUUUGAAUGAGUUUCGGCUUGCCUGGUGACAACACCAGGAGGUACAGUGCCUUGCAAAAGUAUUCAACCCCCUUGGCGUUUUUCCUAUUUUGUUGCAUUACAACCUGUAAUUGAAAUUGAUUUUUAUUUGGAUUUCAUGUAAUGGACAUACACAAAAUAAUCCAAAUUGGUGAAGUGAAAUGAAAAAAAUAACUUGUUUAAAAAAACUCUAAAAAAUAAAUAACGGAAAAGUGGUGCGUGCAUAUGUAUUCACCCCCUUUGCUAUGACGCCCCUGAAUAAGAUCUGGUGCAACCAAUUACCUUCAGAAGUCACAUAAUUAGUUAAAUAAAGUCCACCUGUGUGCAAUCUGUGUCACAUGAUCUGUCACAUGAUCUCAGCAUAUGUACACCUGUUCUGAAAGGCCCCAGAGUCUGCAACACCACUAAGCAAACGGCACCACCAAGCAAACAGCACCACGAAGACCAAGGAGCUCUCCAAACAGGUCAGGGACAAAGUUCUGGAGAAGUACAGAUCAGGGUUGGGUUAUAAAAAAAUAUCUGAAACUUUGAACAUCCCACGGAGGACCAUUAAAUCCAUUAUACAUUUUUAAAAAUAAUAUGGCACCACAACAAACCUGCCAAGGGAGGGCCGCCCACCAAAACUCACGGACCAGGCAAGGAGGGCAUUAAUCAGAGAGGCAACAAAGAGACCAAAGAUAACCCUGAAGGAGCUGCAAAGCUCCACAGCGGAGAUUGUAGUAUCUGUCCAUAGGACCACUUUAAGCCGUACACUCCACAGAGCUGGGCUUUACGGAAGAGUGGCCAGAAUAAAGCCAUUGCUUAAAUAAAAAAAUAAGCUAACAUUUGGUGUUCGCCAAAAGGCAUGUGGGAGACUCCCCAAACAUAUGGAAGAAGGUACUCUGGUCAGAUGAGACUAGAAUUGAGCUUUUUGGCCAUCAAGGAAAACUCUAUGUCUGGCGCAAACCCAACACCUCUCAUCACCCAGAGAACACCAUCAGAAUUGAAGGAAUGAUGGAUGGCACUAAAUACAGGGAAAUUCUUGAGGGAAACCUGUUUCAGUCUUCCAGAGAUUUGAGACUGGGGCGGAGGUUCACCUUCCAGCAGGACAAUGACCCUAAGCAUACUGCUAAAGCAACACAAAUAAUAACAAAUAACAACAAAUAAUAACAAGAUAACUAAUAAUGUAAGCAUACUGUGUCCAUAAUAAGUAUAUAGGUUGUAUGUUGGGAGCUUUUGGGAAAGAGCACAGUUAGAAAGAUAUGGCAUAUAGAAGCAAACCGGAUGGACAUCAUGAAAAUGAUCGGAGAGGUUGAGAGUAGAAGAAGUUCAGGAGCAAAAACAAAUAAAAUAGAAUUAUUGUAAAAUUGACUGUGUCAAUAAAAUAUAGAUAGUAAGUAUAAGCUGGAAGUAGAGGCCUAAGCAUUGUUGUUCACUAAUUUACCCCAAGUAGGGAAAGGAUGGCGGGGUUGAAAAGUGAUAAAGGGGAGUAUAUAUAUAAACAUAAUAAUAUAAUAAUAAUAAUAAUAUGCCAUUUAGCAGACGCUUUUAUCCAAAGCGACUUACAGUCAUGCGUGCAUAAAAUUUUUUUUGUGUAUGGGUGGUCCCGGGGAUCGAACCCACUACCUUGGCGUUACAAGUGCCGUGCUCUACCAGCUGAGCUACAGAGGACCAGCUGGUAGUGAUGCAGACAAUUACAUUGAUGGAAGUUACAAUCUAUCUGCAAUAUUAGGCUGAUCUACCCCCCCCCCCCUAAAAAAAAUUUUUUUCAACACUUGAGUGGUUUAAGGGGAAACAUUUAAAUGUCUUGGAAUGGCUUAGUCAAAGCCCAGACCUCAAUCCAAUUGAGAAUCUGUGGUAUGACUUAAAGAUUGCUGUACACCAGCGGAAUCCAUCCAACUUGAAGGAGCUGGAGCAGUUUUGCCUUGAAGAAUGGGCAAAAAUCCCAGUGGCUAGAUGUGCCAAGCUUAUAGAGACAUACCCCAAGAUACUUGCAGCUGUAAUUGCUGCAAAAGGUGGCUCUCCAAAGUAUUGACUUUGGGGGGGUGAAUAGUUAUGCAUGCUCAAGUUUUUAGUUUGUCUUAUUUCUUGUUUGUUUCACAAGAAAAAAUAUUUUGCAUCUUCAAAGUGGUAGGAAUGUUGUGUAAAUCAAAUGAUACAACCCCCCAAAAAAUCAAUUUUAAUUCCAGGUUGUAAGGCAACAAAAUAGGAAAAAUGCCAAGGGGGGCGAAAACUUUCGCAAGCCACUGUAAAUUGGUUAAUAGACCAAUAACAAAGAGUUCCAAACCUCUCUGCCAAUAACAGCUAGUUUUAAGUUUUCCCCUCCCCACUCAGACCACUCCCAGACAGUCCAAAAAGCAAUUUUUGUCCAUUUUAAUGGAAAACUAUUAUAGUAAGGUACUUAAUUGUCACCCAGAAAUGAUUUGAUAUUGAUUUAAAAUUGCUGCAUUUGGGCCUUUAAGCACUGACACAUCAAUCCGUAUGACAUGAUUAUGUAGUAUUUAUGAAGAGCCAUUGAAACCAUAGUAUAGCACAAUCACUCAUUCUCUUCCGGCCCUCCUCCUCCGUGCCCUCUCCUCAUCCUCUUCCUCCCUCAGUCUUGAUGAAGCUGAAGAGUGAUAUUGGCCUGUGUGCUGUGAACUCGCCGGAGGUCCUACCCGCCUGUCUGCCUGACCCAGGCCUGGUACUGCCUGACUGGACCGAGUGUGAGAUCUCCGGCUACGGCAAAGAGAAGGAGUGUAAGACAGACAUCAUCCUUUCUUUGAAUUCUUAAUCUAUUUUUUAAACUGGUUCUAUGGUUUAUUUUCUGUAGCCUAAAUCACACAGAAUAAUUUUAAAAUACCUAAGGCAAUGUUUCUUAAUCCUGGUCCUGGGGACCCAAAGGGUUGCAAAUUUUUAUUUUUGCCCUAGCAUUACACACCUGAUUCCACUAAUUAAAGGGUUGAUGAUGAGUUGAUAAGAGGAAUCAGGUGUGUAGUGCUAGCUAGGGCAAAAACGAAACAUUUACAGGAUUAAGAAACACUUACCUAAGGGAAUACAUGCAUACAUUUAAUACAGUAUCUUCUGAUGAUAACCCUUGCUAUCUUUUUUUAUCCAGUCUAGAGAUGUAAACAAUAUUAUAUAGGCUAUAGGUGUUAGCGACGGCAUUGAGGAAUUAAUCUAAUACUCUCCCCCCAUAGUUGAUGCGAUGUACUCUGAGCGGGUGAAGAGGGGUCACGUGAGGUUGUGGCCUCAGGACCGCUGUGUCCCUAAUGUCUUAUCUGGACGUCUGGUCACCUCCAACAUGCUGUGUGCCGGGGACACCCGUGGUCUGGACGACGCCUGCAAGGUGAGGAGGGCUCUUCUUCACUCUCCUAACACUCUCUGUCUGCGUCCCAAAUGGCACCAUAUUCCCUAUAUAGUGCAUUUGUCCAUAGUAGUGCACUAUAUAUGUAGGGAAUAGGGUGCCAUUUGGCAUGCAGUAUGCAGCCCUAAGCCCCAAACACUCUGCAACACUAAGCACUUAAAUAGCUAAUUAGCUGGUAUGGUUGAAACAAGUAUGUGUCAUGUUGGAUGUUAGUACUACUGCUAAUCUUUAUCAAAUGGAACAGUAUGCCUACUGCUGAGCCAUGACAACCACAACUGACCCAUGUCCCUAAUCUACUCCUCUCCUCUGCAGGGGGACUCUGGCGGUCCUCUUGUCUGUCCCAAGGAUGGGAGGAUGACUCUGAUGGGGCUGAUCAGCUGGGGAGAUGGCUGUGGGAAGAAAGACACGCCCGGGGUGUACACACGUGUUACACAAUACACUGACUGGAUCAGCAGCAAGAAACAGGAAACUAGCCAGUAAACAAACGCACAUACACUCACCUGGAGAGAACUUGUGAGAGAAUUCAUCUUACUCCGUCAUCAGAGAAUUCAUCAGACUCCUGUCCAUCAAUCGCAAUGAAUGCCUUAACCGAAGGAAUGGACAACCACUUAACGCAUAAAAGGAACCUCUAGUACUCCAGUACAUUCUGUGUAAGCAUUGUUUAACUCUUUGUGCCUCCAAAGUGAAUAGACUACUACUCAAUCCAGCUCAGUGCCUUCCAGCUGAUUCCUGUUCUACCCAGAGCUAUAACGUUAUAUCUCCAUAUGCAGCUCACAGAAUGUUGGACAUUUACUUUGCACACAAGGUUCCAUAGGAAUGUAUAUAGCCACUCCAAUUAACAUUUUCCAGUUCAUUUAGAGUUAAUUUUACAUUGGUGGCUUGCUGUCUGAAUGUUGCCAUGUUACAUCAGUGCAUAUGUUACCCUACAACACCAUAACAUUAACCACAAGACAAUCUGCUGGAUCUGAGUCAAUGUAAGACAGCGGCUGCAUUCCAAACUGAAAACUCAACCCCAUCGCUCCGCACAUGUUGACUCCCUCAGCCCCUAACUGUUCUGUUUGGAACUUAUGGGUCUAAGCAAUAAGGGGGGGGGGGGGGCAUGAACG